Carassius auratus (goldfish) is the source of this 1304-nucleotide messenger RNA. Its product is annotated as sulfotransferase family cytosolic 2B member 1-like. The record is from RefSeq and is a predicted model, not a curated record. NCBI's taxonomy places the organism in Eukaryota, Metazoa, Chordata, Actinopteri, Cypriniformes, Cyprinidae. The transcript has 6 exons. Gene Ontology annotation, molecular function: sulfotransferase activity. The coding region runs from base 140 to 1003 and encodes 287 amino acids.
CCUCUUUCAGCUUAUCAGUUUGUGAUGUCAGUCUUCUGUUUUCUCCUCCUAUAUGGGCUGACAGUUUAAAACCAUUGUCAGAUCAUCAGACUGUCUGUUUAAUGUUAUUCUUUGCAGACAUUUAUUCACACAUUCAAACAUGGCUCGACUAGAUGUCACCGAAACUUUUCACAGCUUUAUGUUUCCUGGGCACAUGCAUACUCAAGACUCACUGAAUUAUGCGACCAACUUCAAGUUUCAAGAUACAGAUACUGUAAUUGUCACCUACCCAAAAUCAGGAACCACAUGGAUGCAGGAAAUCAUCACUCUAGUUUUGAAUAAAGGGAACCCAACUGUAGCCCAAACUACACCCAACUGGGCCCGUGCACCAUGGCUUGAGCAGUGCUAUGCCACUGAUAUUCUAAAAGCCUCUACCGGGCCUCGUAUUAUUACUACACAUCUGCCUUACCACCUGCUAGCACCGGCCCUGCAACAUUCCAAAGCAAAGGUUAUAUAUGUAGCCAGAAAUCCCAAAGAUGUGUCUGUUUCAUACUAUCACUUCCACAAGAUGGCCAAUUUUCUACCUGACCCAGGAACUUUCUCUGAUUUUCUGAUUGAUUUCCUGAAGGGUGCAGUGCAUUAUGGCUCUUGGUUUGAUCAUGUCAAGGGCUGGACCAGUAACAAAAAAGAUAUUCAGAACUUUCUUUACAUCACGUAUGAGGAAAUGUGUCAGGAUAUUCAAGGGUCUAUUCAGAAGGUGAGCCAUUUCCUGCAGUGUCCUUUAACUGAGGAUGAGCUGAUCCUUAGUCAGAAGCACUGUAGCUUCAAUAGCAUGAAGGAAAAUGCCAUGGUGAACUACACUCUCAUCCCUCAGGAGAUCAUGGACCACAGCAAGGGCAAGUUCAUGAGGAAUGGUAAAAUCGGAGACUGGAAGAAUGUAUUCACUGAGGAGCAGAGUCGUCUUGCUGAUGACGUGUACUCUUCACAGAUGGCAGAUUCCUCACUGCUUUUUAAAUGGGAAUAACCCCAUUAACAUUAACACUCCAAAAUCCCACACAGUCUAGAUGCCCACCGGGACAACACUACAGAAACCAGAUGAGUCCUCUGCCCAAAUGUCACAUUGCCGCAGCCUGUAAUUGAACUGCUGGUUUUGUCUGGCCAGAGAACUGGGCCCCUGACUGAUCAUGGUUUUUCCCAAAGUUUUUUCUCCAUUCUGUAGUUCUGGUUCCUUGCUGCUGUCACCUCUGGCUUACUUUUGGUCACUUAGGCCCAAUCCCAAUUCUACCCCUUAGCCCUUCCCCUUUCCUGUCUUGAUUCUCUUUUGG